AUGGCGCUGCAGAUGGGUGUACUUGUGGCUCAAAGCUCUUCUGCUCCUUCUCUGCUCUUCCGUCAAACCCUGAACUGUCCUGCUUAUGCUGGAGUUCCAGGCACUCCUGGACACAACGGUCUGCCUGGCAGAGAUGGGAGAGACGGAAGAGAUGGAGCCACUGGACCCAAAGGAGAGAAGGGAGAGCCAGGAGUGAGUGUGCAGGGACCUCCUGGUAAAGCAGGACCACCUGGACCAGAUGGAGCCCAGGGUGAAAGGGGUCCAGCAGGUUCUUCUGGAAGUGAAAGUGUUAUUGAGAUCCUGAAAUCUGAGAUCCAGAAUCUUAAAGCCAAGAUUGACACAAUUGAGAAAGCUGCGAGUUUCAGCAACUUCAGGAAAGUUGGACAGAAAUAUUACAUCACUGAUCAUAUUUUUGGAACAUUCGAUAAUGGCAUAAAACUCUGCGAGAGCUCUGGUGGAACCUUGGUUGUGCCAAAAAGUUUUGCAGAAAAUCAAGCUUUAGUCAGGGUGGCAGCAUCCAGUGGUUUAAUUAAUGAGAAGCCAUAUAUUGGAGUCACAGACAAAGAAACAGAAGGACAGUUUGUAGACAUUGAGGGGAAGCAACUAACUUUUACCAAAUGGGGUUCUGGGCAGCCUGGUGAUUAUCAGGGAGCACAAGACUGUGGUGUAAUAGAUGUUUCUGGCACUUGGGAUGAUGAAAAUUGUGGUGAUAAACGUCCUAUUAUAUGUGAAACAGACAUCAAGUAGAAACUGUACCUUAUUUGCACCAAAUGAGAAUGCAGAAAUUCAGUAUCAAGGUUAUUUUAAACAACCUAAAGAUACUAUGCUUUAAAAAUUAGUUUAGAUUUGA
Danio aesculapii is the source of this 850-nucleotide messenger RNA. RefSeq names its product pulmonary surfactant-associated protein D-like. Bases 1 to 747 code for a protein of 248 amino acids. The transcript is spliced from 3 exons. Lineage: Eukaryota; Metazoa; Chordata; Actinopteri; Cypriniformes; Danionidae. The record is from RefSeq and is a predicted model, not a curated record.